Megalops cyprinoides (Indo-Pacific tarpon) is the source of this 4213-nucleotide messenger RNA. It is a transcript of the gene stk10, whose product is annotated as serine/threonine kinase 10. NCBI's taxonomy places the organism in Eukaryota, Metazoa, Chordata, Actinopteri, Elopiformes, Megalopidae. The record is from RefSeq and is a predicted model, not a curated record. Gene Ontology annotation, molecular function: protein binding; protein serine/threonine kinase activity; ATP binding. Gene Ontology annotation, biological process: protein phosphorylation. Bases 350 to 3331 code for a protein of 993 amino acids. The transcript is spliced from 19 exons.
GUCUUGCUAGGUUAGUCCAACACAAGCAGGUGGGACGGGUGCGGCGAUGUGAGAGCCAUGUGAAUUAAGAGAUGAGUUUUCCGAAACGAGAAGUGGAUUACUACAGAAGAAUACACAGCGUAUCAUGGGCGGCGUGAAGUGAAAUAUAUGUUUUAACCCUUACUUUUGGCGUUGUUCGUACAGUUAGCUAGCUUGCUAGCCAAUUGUCAUUAUAGUAAAUUUAAAAUUUGGAGCUGCAAUUAACCGCACAUUUUUUUGCACUUAUCGUGAAUGAAACUGAAUAUAUUACAGAGCAUCUCGUUUUUUCAGAACUUUUUCUUUCACGGACUUUACUUUUUACAACCUGAGCAUGGCUUUUGCUAAAUUCAGCAAAAUACUCAGGCUGUCUUCCUUCGAUAUUAAAAAGAAAGCCAAGCAGUAUGAACAUGUUCGUCGAGAUUUAAACCCAAACGACAUAUGGGAAAUAAUCGGAGAACUGGGCGAUGGAGCAUUUGGGAAAGUGUAUAAGGCUAAAAACAAAGAAACAGGAGCGCUGGCAGCUGCCAAGGUGAUUGAGACGAAGAGUGAAGAGGAGCUGGAGGACUACAUGGUGGAGAUUGACAUCCUCGCGUCAUGUGACCACCAGUACAUUGUCAAGCUGCUGGAUGCCUUCUAUUAUGACAACAAGCUUUGGAUCAUGAUCGAGUUCUGCCCUGGGGGUGCGGUGGAUGCAGUGAUGCUGGAGCUGGACCGGGGCCUGAUGGAGCCGCAGAUCCAGGUGAUCUGCCGGCAGAUGCUGGAGGCGCUGGCCUACCUGCACAGCAUGAAGAUCAUCCACCGCGACCUGAAGGCCGGGAACAUCCUGCUCACCCUGGACGGGGACAUCAAGCUGGCGGAUUUUGGCGUGUCUGCAAAAAACACCAAAACCUUGCAGAGAAGAGAUUCUUUCAUCGGGACACCAUACUGGAUGGCUCCCGAGGUGGUGAUGUGCGAGACCAUGAAGGAUGCCCCGUACGACUACAAGGCCGAUAUCUGGUCGCUGGGCAUCACGCUGAUCGAGCUGGCCCAGAUCGAGCCCCCGCACCACGAGCUCAACCCCAUGAGGGUCCUGCUGAAGAUCGCCAAGUCCGAGCCGCCGACGCUGGAGCAGCCUGGGAAGUGGUCACGGGAGUUUAAGGAUUUCCUGAAAAAAUCAUUGGAUAAGAAUCCAGAGACCCGGCCAAACACAGCCCAGCUCCUGGAGCACCCCUUUGUUUCCUCGGUGAAGACCAAUCGUCCGCUGCGAGAGCUGGUCGCCGAGGCGAAGGCUGAAGUCAUGGAGGAAAUCGAGGACAAUAGAGAGGAAGGAGAGGAGGACGACACGGCCGAGCUCACAUCUGCCCCAGGCAAAGAUCCCUCAGAAACCAGUCAGACCAGUUUGGAAGGGGACCAUCCAGUUGACACGCCUGCCAAGCCCCCGCUGGAAGACGGCAAGCCCCCUGAGGAAGGCCCCCUCAAAGACCCGAACGACAAGCUGCCGAGCGACAAGAUCUCAGACGAAGGCAUCGCCAUCGGCGACCCUGACAAGCCCGAGAGUGAGACAUCCGUCAAGACCUCCAGCUCUGACUCCGGGAUCGAGGACGGGAAGAGCACGCCCACUUCCGAUGAGGGAAAACCCGUGGCCACGCCCGAGUUGGAGGUCCCGCCCCCUCUGGCGCCUGUCCAGGACGCCGACCCAGAGCCGGAGAAGCCUGGCGAUGCCGAUGGCCCCGUCGUCCCGAUGCCCGCCGGCCUGCCGCUGAUAGAGCUGAAUGGGAACCUGAGGAAGGGCCAGGCGGGUCGCCCGCCCUCGGCAGAGGUCCCCGAGCACCUGGAGAACGCCGUCCCCCGGGCCGAUGGGCGACUGUCCAAGCGGUACUCAGACACCGGCAGCGUGUCCGCCUCGGAGAGCAUGGACAUCAGCCUCAACCUGUCAGGGGACAUCUCCGUCAACAAGGAGACAGGCUCCAUUUCCGUCAGGGACUCCCGCUUCUCCAACAAGACGCUGAAGCGCACCAGGAAGUUCGUGGUGGACGGCGUGGAGGUCAGCGUGACCACGUCCAAGAUCAUCAGCGACGAUGAGAAGAAAGACGAGGAGAUGAGAUUUCUCAGGCGUCAGGAGCUGCGAGAGCUGCGUCUGCUGCAGAAGGAGGAGCAUCGCGCCCAGGCCCUGCUCAACGCCAAGCUGGAGACUCAGAAGGAGCAGAUGCAGCGUCGCUUCGACCAGGAGAUGAAUGCGAAGAAGAAGUACUACGACACAGAGCUGGAGCACCUGGAGAAGCACCAGAAGCAGACCAUAGAGAAGAUGGAGAUGGACCACGCCGUGCGGCUCAGGGACGAGACCAAGCGCAUACGCUCUGAGCAGGAGAGGGACUACUGCAAGUUCUUAGAGCAGAUGAAGCAGAGGAAGAAGGAGGUUAAGCGUGAGGUUGAGAAACUGCCCAGAAGUCAACGAAAGGAACAGCUGAAACAGCGAAUGAGUGCGUUUCAGCAGACAAAAGAGACCGAGGAACAGAAGUUCCUUGCAGACCAGAGGAACUACCUGGACACCACACUGAAGGGGAUCAUAUCUGAUAACAAACGGGAGAUCUCUGAGACUGAGCGCGAGUGCCUAAACAAGAAACAGCAUCUCAUCAGAGAAAGGGAAGCCACUAUCUGGGACCUGGAGGAGCACAACCUUCAUGAGAGUCACCAGCUGAUGAAGCAACAGCUGAAAGACCAGUACUUCCUCCAGAGGCACCAGCUGCUUAAGAAGCAUGAGAAGGAGCAGGAGCAGAUGCAGUGCUAUAACCAGCGCAUGAUAGAGCUGCUGAAGGCCCGGCAGCAGCAGGAGAAGGCCCGGCUGCCCAAGAUCCAGAGGAGCGAGGGCAAGGUCCGCAUGGUGAUGUUCAAGAAGAGCCUGCGCAUCAACUCCACCGGGAGCGCAUCUGAGGACCGUGAGAAGAUCAAGCAGUUUGCCCAGCAGGAGGAGAAGAGGCAGAAGGCAGAGCGUCUCCACCAACAGCACAAACAUGAGAACCAGAUGAGGGAGAUGGUAGGGCAGUGUGAGAACAACCUCAGGGAGCUACAGCAGCUCCAGAAUGAGAAGUGCCACCUGCUCAUUGAGAAUGAGACCCAGAGGCUGAAAUCGCUGGACGAGAUGCACAACCAGCACCUGAGAGAGUGGAGAGAGCAGCUUAAACCCAGGAAAAAGGCUUUGGAGGAGGAGCUGAACCAGAAGAAGAAGGAGCAGGAGGCCUUCUUUAAGAUGAGUGAGGACUCGGAGUGCGUGAGCCCCAGCUCCCCCAACAAACUCACCAAAUUCCUGCCGUACUCGGACUCCUCCACCACGUAAUCCCAGCGGCCCACGGCCACCUCAGGACCAACCCUAGGAACCCCCCUACGGAUUCCACCUCAUCUGGGGCAAAUGUAACCAGUGAUGUCCUCUCCGAGUUUUUCUUUUAAUAAGAGUAUUUAUGUUUUUAAGUCAUGUUCAAGUAUUUUAAUUUGAUUAACACUUGAUGGAAGGCUUCCUUUGGUCUAGAUAGUUAUUGUUUGAGCUUACUUCCACCCCCCCAAACACACAUACACACACACACACACACACACACACACACACACACACACACAAAGUAAGCUUGCAGUAUUUUGAACCUAUGCAGUGCAAUUUAUUCCUUACUGAACAAACUGAUAUUGUAUUAGAUACCUGUCCCAUCUUGUCUUUUUUACCUUCCAUUUUAUACACCUUGCAGUUACCUCCCUGACCCCCAGCUCCUUCAUGAUAAUGUAGUGUUCUUUUGCCAGCCCCCUGUAGCAUGCUAGCCUGCAGUGUCAGCUGGACUUGACGGAGAAGGUUCUGUAUCCAAAUGGGGAAGACUUCUCAAGUGUUCUGCUCUGCAUAUGUUCAGUGUAGGGAUGCAAAGUGGGUACGUGCUCAGUGUGAUGUAAAAAGCAGCUAAGCAGGGGCUUACCAUAAAACACCUGUUAUUGACAGAUCUGAGCUCAUUCCAAAGAUCCUACCUUAAGCAGGCCCAGAAACACAGGCUCUGUGCAUUGUCACAAAAGAGCAAUGUGUUGCUUCAAUUUGCCAUUAUGUGCCUAAGCUCCAGACCCUUGUUUGAAUUUUGUGUUUUCUGGGUGAAUGUCUGGCUGCCAAAAGUGUACUUGUCACGUUGACCUGUUUUUCUUUUUGUUUACUGAGCACAGAAUGCAGAAACUGGUGUAAAAAAAAAAAAAA